UGGUUACAUUUGGCAACAACACAACAAAUCUUGCCAGCCAUGACAAUACUGAGAUUAGCAUUUCUCAGCAUCCUGUCAAGCUUACUGCUAUUGGGUGGUCCUGUUGCAGGGAAACCCAAUGGCUUGACCAUCAAGCUCAUCCAUAGAGACUCACCAGCAUCACCUCUCUACAAUGGCAACAUUACUUUCACAGAAAGAAUUCAAAGACUUGUCAACCAAUCCAAAGCUCGAGCCAGUUACUUGUAUAGCCUGAUAUCAGCAAAUACAGAAGAAACCAAUGGUUCCCAGUCCAUACACCCUAAUGAGGUUAUUCGUGCACCCAUUGCUAUUCAAGCAAUGUCUACAUACAUGGUGAGAUUUGGCAUUGGCACCUUCAAUGCAACUUUCCCUGCUCGGCCAUUCAAGUCAUACCACUUGCACAUGGAUACAGGAAGUGUCCUCACAUGGACACAGUGUCAGGAUUGUGAGCUCCCUGGCAACCAUUGCUUCCCCUGCAACGAACCCCCUUUCCCCAACAGGAUUUCUAGAACUUAUAGGCCUCUCCCUUGUAACAUGCACCCACUUUGCGCACCCCAUCAAUGUGUUGGGGACUCAUGCUCCUACCAAGAGAAAUACCAGGAUGGAGGAACCACAACUGGCAUUCUUGCACAAGAAACUUUCACUUUCCUUUCCAGUAGUGGUAGCCCUCAGACUAUUCCAAACAUAGUUUUUGGUUGCUCUUUUGACAGUUCUGAAAUGGAAUAUGGUGGGGAUGACAACCAAGUAAAUGGAAUAUUUGGCUUGGGAUGGGGUAUACGUUCCUUUGUGAAUCAAAUAGGCUCUCUGAGUCAUGGAACAUUCUCAUACUGCCUCAAGCUCAACGAUGGUCAUGCCUUGGACACAUAUCUAAGAUUUGGGGCAGAUAUAUCUCAACCUGCAGGAAGUUUACAGACAGCAAAACUAUACCAAUUUAAAAGCUCAAGUCCUUACUACAUUGAUUUGCUAGGCAUCAGCAUUAAUGGGGCAAGACUUAGCAUUAACCCAGCCCUAUUUAUCUUACAAUUUGAUGGUUCUGCUGGGUGUAUUAUAGACUCUGGAAGUACUUUUACAACUCUCAUUAAGCCUGCUUAUGAUGUAGUGAUAAGAACAUUUCUGCAAUAUUUUUCGGGUUUACCAAAUAUGACUAGGAGUAGACUUUUCGAAGGAUUUUUUGAGCUUUGCUAUGAGCGCAGUGUGCCAGAAGGGUUCAGAGACCUUCCUGGUAUGACCUUUCAUUUAAGAAAUGCAGACCUUCAAGUUAGACCUGAAGGGACAUUUUUUGUGAAGCAGCUCAACAGUGGGGGAGAGAUCUUUUGUUUGGCAAUAGUUGGGGAUGAUCACUUUACUUCAUUGGGAGCAUACCAGCAAACAAACCAAAAGUUCAUAUAUGACAUUCCAAGGAAGCAGUUGCAAUUUGCACCAGAGGAUUGUGCUCAGAACGCUUAGAGGCUCUCUAUUAUCCUUAUGUUUGAGUUUUGCAUUGAGUCAUCACAUAAAUGAAAUUAUCCAUUUGAGUAAACUCUCUCUUUCUCUCUCUAUACAGCCAUUUUCCAUCUCUGUCUCUCUCUUCACUUGGGUUUUGGGACACUAAUUACAAGAUUUGUUUGGAAUUGUUGGACAUUUAUUCUUAUAUAUAUUAUAUAUUCGGUAUAAAAAACACAUCUUCCAUGCCAAAGAAGAUCAUUCAACUACUUGUGAACACCAAGCCAAAUUCACAUUUGAGUGUUCAAAUUUUUUUAAUGGAUAGAUAUAUAUACAACAAUGACACCAAACAUACAAGGAUUGUUUGAAAUUGAUGGGGAAUUGAUGAGGAAUAAAAUGGAGAAUAUCUCCAUGUGGGUGGAUAUGAUGUGGA
Messenger RNA from Corylus avellana, 1873 nucleotides. RefSeq names its product aspartic proteinase nepenthesin-2-like. Gene Ontology annotation, cellular component: extracellular region. NCBI's taxonomy places the organism in Eukaryota, Viridiplantae, Streptophyta, Magnoliopsida, Fagales, Betulaceae. The record is from RefSeq and is a predicted model, not a curated record.